UUAAAGAAAGAGAAAAAGAAAAGUGCAGAGAUAGUGUAAUCAUUUUUAAGAUUCUAGCUUGAUAUAAAAUAAUAUAUAAUACGAUAAUUUUUAGAAAUUUAUAUGGAAAUAGUAGACGCAGAGAAAGAAGUAAAGAUAAAAAGAGAUUUCUCAUAGUUCGAUCUGUUGAUAAAGAAAUAGCAAAAGAAAAUUUUGCUUAUAUUUUAAAAUGGACGAGAACGCUCGCACAAUUUAUUGCGGAAAUAUAAGUGAAAAAAUAACUGAGGAUAUUCUUUAUGAAUUAUUCCUACAAGGAGGUCCUGUACAAAAAAUAACCAUUCCUAAAGAUCGCGAUGGCAAACAAAGAACAUAUGCAUUUAUUACAUAUAAACAUAUACAUUCUGUGGAAUAUGCUUUACGUUUAUUUGAUGGUACAGAACUGUACAAUCGUACUCUUAAUAUGAAACCAAGAAAUAAUGCUGAAUCACAGCAAAUGGAACAAUCUUUGAAUUCUGUUCACAAGAAUUUAAAUCAUAUGUUACAAUUAGGGCAGCAAAUGAUCUUUGGAAAUUAUCCACCGCAAAGUGGCAAUGCAAUGCAUGUUUUUGGACAUAUUACACAAAAUGUUCCAACAUAUUCAAGACAAUUGGAUGCAAACUCUGGCAAUGACGAUAGAAUUAGAAGAACUCAUCCUUAUCAAAGGAAUAGAGAUAGAAAACAAGAAAGAGAUAGAAAUCAAGAGAGAGGUAGAAAUCAAGAGAGAAACAGGGAUAGAAAUCGAGAGAGAGAUAGAGAAAGAGAAAAAGAUAAAGAUAAGGCAAGAAGCAGAGAACAAAAUGAUCAUUACAGAGAUGAAAGAUCAUACUAUAAUAGAGAUAAUUGGAAUAGUCACCGUUCCAAUGGCCAUUCCCGAUAUAAUGACAAUAAAAAAAGAUGGACUCAUUGAUAAUAAGUAUUGUUUGGCUGUUGUUAACUGGAUUUUUCAUUAAUUUCUAAAUUUAACAGAAUAAGCGUAGAUUUAGUUUUGUUUUCUUUUUCUUUUGCUCUGACAUAAAUACAUCCAUUGAUAAUACAAUUUUAUCAAAUUGUAAUUUUCAGUAUAUAGCUACAAUUUUGUAAAUAUUUUAAUUCUGUUUUAUAAUAUGUAUAAUUAUAUAUGUUAAUAUAUACCAUAUGUAUAUAGGGUGUGCAUCAUACAAGCUUUUAUAUGGCAUAAAAGUUUCCAUAUAAAUUGCUAAAACAAAUAAAUGUAUUUUUGCCACAUUUAAUAUUGCCUAUUGAGAAAGAUAUAUAUUGUAAGAAAAAAAAUAUACACACCAUUACCACACCAAAUGAUUGAAGUUAUAUUGGAAAAACUU
Molecule: messenger RNA, 1337 nt
Organism: Cataglyphis hispanica
Lineage: Eukaryota; Metazoa; Arthropoda; Insecta; Hymenoptera; Formicidae
Product: RNA-binding protein 7
Exons: 2
Coding region: 209-925 (238 amino acids)
Biological process (GO): regulation of alternative mRNA splicing, via spliceosome
Cellular component (GO): nucleus
Molecular function (GO): single-stranded RNA binding
Source: RefSeq, a predicted model, not a curated record